AUGGCACCUGCAGCCGCCAACAACCUGCCAGUCGUCAUUAUCACAACUGUCACAGCUUUUGUCGUCCCCCAACCUAGUGUGGCUAGUAAUGGUGGUCUUGGUGGUAAUGGCAGCGGAAAUGAUAACGGAGAACCCAGCAAUAGCCCUUCUGGAAACGGUUCCAGCAGUGUUGUUGGCAACAACGGAGGCUCUAGCAAUACCGCAUCAACCCCUUGUACGACAGUAGGUGGUGGCCAGCCUACGGACAAUGCUGGCUCUGGCUCCGGGAAUGGUUUGGGCAACGGCUCGCCUACUGACUCCAACAAUGGCGCAGGAGCAGGAAACGGUCCAGGUAACGGGCAGGGGAGCCCCGGUUCUGGCAAACCUUUAUCUGGCUACGGAAACUCUCCAGCAGGCCCUGUUACCGGAAAUCCCAGUAACGGCUCAGGUACAAGCCCCGGCACGGCCCCAGGAGCAACAAACGGCAAUGGAGCACCCGGUAGCGCUAGCCCUAACCCCUCAACUCCCGCACCUGGAGACAACGGAGGCUCAGGCUCGGGAGACCCGAACGCCGGGUCCGGCAGCGGAGCACCCGGUAACGCCGGCCCCAAAGCUGCUCCCGAAGUAUCUGGCUGGACGCAUCUUGGUUGUUUCAAAGACUCUCCCAUUCGGACCCUAGACUGCGACCCAUCCAAUUACUUCGCUGGAAGCAUGUCCAAUGAAAAGUGCAUCACACAUUGUGCUUCGAGAGGAUUCAGACUUGCCGGCACGGAAUACGGCAAAGAGUGCUGGUGUGGCAAUGCAUUCCAGCUUGCCGAACGAAUCCCCGAGGAGCAGUGUAAUGAGGUUUGCGAUGGACGUUCCACCGAUAUUUGUGGAGGUGACUGGGCUGUCACCGUCUACAGUGCUAGUGGUCAAGCUCUAAACGUGCCGUCCGAUGAUGAUUCUGGCAACGGCGCCGACAAUAGUGCUGGCAAUGGCUCUGGCGGCUCAGGUGGCUCUGGAAGCACAGCUGGCUCAGAUUCACCACCACACCCUUCCCCAGCUGGGCCGCCUGCUCCCUCGGGGACGCCUCUUCAAACACCCCCCCAAAGUCAGCCAUCCGCGCCCCCCGCGGGAAACCCACACACUACCCUUACGCCUCCACCAUCGCCCAACCCACCGCCGCAGCAGCAAAUCGACUUGGCAUCCUUGAUUGAGAGCAUCAUCAACGCUCUUCCCAAGGGAAGCCCUGAUGGUGGAUAUGGCAGCAGUGUAGGAGUAAGGAACUCCGGGGCGUCUGGCAGCAAUGGAUCUGCUGCUCCAGGUGAUUCCGGCGUUCCCGACGCCGGUAAGGAAGGUGCGCCGGUGAUGGGACCAGGCCCUGUCAUCCCGACAGAUGGACUCAGCGGUUAUGGUUCCCAGAAGCGGGAUAUGGCGGGUCGGAGCUUGAAGCGGAGUAGCAUCAUAGGUCGACGUGCGGUCGUAAAGUUCGAUGGUGCCAAAUGUGGCGACGAAGCAGGUUUGCAUGAUGACUAUGUGGUCGGAAAGGCGUGA
Colletotrichum spaethianum is the source of this 1515-nucleotide messenger RNA. RefSeq lists its product as uncharacterized. Gene Ontology annotation, cellular component: plasma membrane. The coding region runs from base 1 to 1515 and encodes 504 amino acids. The transcript has a single exon. NCBI's taxonomy places the organism in Eukaryota, Fungi, Ascomycota, Sordariomycetes, Glomerellales, Glomerellaceae. The record is from RefSeq and is a predicted model, not a curated record.